ACUACUUACUACUGAAUCCGUGAGUCGUUCUACACGUUUAUGGUCGAUGGAUGGCCACCACCGUGUUGGUCGUGAAAAAAUAGAGUGCUGAACAUUGUACGAUUUUUAACAUUGUAUAUUAUUAUGUUUUUGAAACAAGCACAUAACACGAACAACCAAUGAAGCAUUCAUUAUUAUAAAAAAUCGUACAGAUAGAGCUAUUCAGCUGGCAGUGCGUUUCUGCGCAUACAACUAUACCUAUUAUUAUAUAGGUCAGUGGCUGGAUCUGAUAGAUUUUUUACGAAAAGGUAAACCACUCAUGCAGGACUAAUUACAAUUAGCAGAUAACAAUUAUAUUUAGAAUGGAACCAUCAUGUUCACAUUCCAAGUGUGACUUGUACGAGAGAAAAAAAAUCUCAUAUGAAAAUGUUGAGACUGACUGUGACAACAGGCUUGCUGAGAAGUCGGGCGAUUCAUGUAAUGUUAGGCAAAAAAUUGAUGAUCUUGAACGUGAAGAUUUUGAGGAGGAAAAUAGAAUGCUAAAGCAUUGUUCGAGUAUGAUAGUUGAUGGGGAAAUAAAUGCAGGAGCACGUUACUCUGGUAACUUAUCGAGUGCCAAUUCAAGUCUUGCGUCUAGUUCAGAGACUAUAUCAACACUCUCAAAUAUGAUAACAAAUGACUUUAGCUUACCGGGUUGCAGCAAAACUGAUGAUUGUGAAGGUAGUAAUGCCACAAUAAAAAACAUGAUAUACUCCCGAACUCCACUUUACUCAAUUGUAGAGCCACCCCCCAAGAAAGUAGAUUUUAUGCAAAAACUGUUGAGUAGUAAUUUACAAGAAAAGAAAGACUUUCCCAAGGGGAAGUUGUAUAAAGGUGAUCUGAUGGAACAUUCAGGGGAUUCUGAUAUAUGUGAAGGUAGUGGACAAUCAGGUCGGUCAAGUUCGAAUGCUUCUAGUUCUAGUUCAGAUAGUAAAGAGUUCACUGUUCCUUCAACAUCAAAUGCUGAGAAGUUAUUAGGAUUGGAUGACAGCAGCAAGAGGAAUGGAAGUGGCAGCUCCAAGUCAUCUAGCUACCAAUAUUGCGACGGCGAUGACGACUCGGAUGACGAUGUCAACGAAGAGUCGUGGUGCACGUGUCUUUCAUCGCAUGAGGACGAUGACGAGGAAGACGAACCGGAGCCGGAUGAAAGACUUUGGAGAAAAAGACGCUACGAGCCGCCUCGGCCGCAAUCAGCGAAGAAAUUCUGUCCAGAUGGAAGCGUCGUCGUCGGACCGGGAUCAGAAUGGCCGAACAUACACGCCAAUAUUGCACUUCAAAGUAACAAUGUUCAGGGACCUCCUGAACUAAAGCAAUGGCUCAACAGAUUUCAAUCAUGGUCUAACGGCGAGAAGAUCCAAGCAAUCGACGCUCUGAUAAACCGCUGUGCCGCGAGUCACGUUCGCUACAUGAUGAAGGCUAUCGAGCCUCUCUUCCAGAGGGACUUCAUAUCUCUCCUGCCCAAGGAACUGGCUCUUACCGUUCUUGGAUAUUUGCAGCCGAAAGAUUUAUUGCGCGCUGCACAGACUUGUCGGUAUUGGAGGUUCCUGGCUGAUGAUAAUCUGCUAUGGAAGGAGCAGUGCCGUCGCAUAGGUCUCACUACCCUCAAAAAGAUGCCCAGGUCAUUACCACGAUGUGUCAGUCCCUGGAAGGCAGCCUACAUGCGCCAAUCGCUGAUUCAGGACAAUUGGCUACACAAGCCGGUGAACAAUCCAAUUGUGAUGCGUGGUCAUGACGAGCAUGUUAUAACGUGCCUACAGUUCUACGGGAACCGAAUCUUGAGCGGAAGUGACGAUACCACACUGAAAGUCUGGUCAGCCAUUACUGGGAAGUGUCUACGCACGCUCGUGGGUCACUCUGGUGGCGUGUGGUCAUCGCAGAUGGUAGGCGAUCUCGUCAUAAGCGGCUCGACCGACCGGACCCUGCGUGUAUGGAACGCUAAAACCGGACAGUGCCUUAAAGUUCUAGCUGGUCACACAUCUACCGUCCGUUGCAUGCAUUUGCAUCAGAAAAGGGUUGUAUCCGGUUCCCGUGACGCAACGCUUCGUGUCUGGUCGAUUCCCGACGGUCGCUGUCUCCGCGUUUUGGUCGGUCACCUAGCGGCAGUCCGGUGUGUUCAAUACGACGGCAAGAUGGUAGUUUCCGGUGCAUAUGAUUACUUCGUCAAAGUCUGGAACCCAGAGACUGGAGAGUGCCUUCAUACGCUCGCGGGGCACACAAACAGGGUAUAUAGCUUACAAUUUGAUGGUGUGCACGUUGUUAGUGGAUCUCUGGACACAUCGAUUCGUGUCUGGGACGUUGAGUCUGGACAGUUGAAACACACCCUCACAGGUCACCAGUCCCUCACCUCUGGAAUGGAGCUGCACUCUAAUAUACUGGUAUCCGGCAACGCUGAUUCCACUGUCAAAGUAUGGGAUAUCACAACUGGCCAUUGCUUACACACAUUGUCAGGUCCUAAUAAACAUCAAUCGGCUGUGACAUGCCUUCAAUCGAGUAACCGCUUUGUGAUCACAUCUUCCGACGACGGUACCGUCAAAUUGUGGGACGUGCGCACUGGUGAAUUUAUUCGGAAUCUCGUCGAACUCAGUUCCGGAGGUUCUGGAGGCGUCGUCUGGCGUAUACGAGCUUCCGCGACCAAGCUCAUUUGUGCCGUCGGCUCGCGUAAUGGUACUGAAGAGACGAAGCUCCUAGUGCUUGAUUUCGACGUACCCGGCGCUUGUAGGAAAUGUGAUGAAUAGCAUCGACUCAACCGGCGCAUUGUGCGCCGAUAUGCCAACAUGUACGCCCCGUGGAACUGCUAGGAAAUGAGGAAGGUCACUAGCCUCAUCCGCUAUGAAUGACGAAUCAGUUUGGACAUGUAUUAGGGUAGCAAGCGAAAAGUAAUAUUUUGCUGAAGUGAGCACCAGUAUUGCACAACACUGCUUUUCAAGGUCAUAUUUCAUAAUAAUUACUCAUGCAUUGAACAUAUAUCUUCAUCGUCAUUUUUAGCGGUAUAAGACAAUUGAUUAAAUAUUCCAACUCAUUAAUUCCUUUACUUUAUUAUGGAACGGAAUGAAUAUUUGAUCUCAUUCAAUGAGUUUGAGCAGACCAGAAGCGUACAGACGGCAUCGUCAAGUGGAUUGUGAAACUAAUAAUACAAAGUUUACCCACCGGGCUUGACAUGGGAAGAGUUGAAGGACCGUAUUCAUAUUCACAGUGUACUCUGAUUACCUUUACAUUCAAUACCAAUAAAGUACCAUCCAUAAUUACAUCGUAGUUCUAACAGAUAGUUAUUACGAUUUUUUCUCAAUGGCAUAUAGCAUAGUCCACUAUAUCAUACUAAUCACACAGAUUUUGGUCUACGCUUGCCUGUUAACCCCAUUGUAACUGGUGGCGCUGUACAAUCUCACAUUGCCAAGUUUCUGUUACAUUGUUAUUUGCUUCAUUAUCCCAAAGAGUUAUGAGGUUAUCGGAUCUUAGUUUUAGUUUACGUUAAAAUGAUUUUAUAAUUUGACUCCUUAUUUAAGUAGGUAUGUUUUCGUUCAAUAUAAUUGUAAUAAUUCUUUUACUAUUUAGUUGGAAUUUAAUGGAAUGUUAUUUGUUUAUACUGGCGUGAUUGACAUCUUUUAUUAUAAUUUAAAUUUUGUUCAGAUGGAAAUGUCAAUUUAUACUCUACUGUAAUAAAAUAUAAAUUCAACCAUACACAUGAAAAAUAAAGAGAUGAAAAUAUUUUUUAUUUUUUGACAAAUUAGUGAAGAGUGUUUACAACAGAAUUGACACAAAUGUCAAAAUAGACAUUAAUAAAUAAGAAUUUAAUUUAAAGGGUACUCGCAUGGAAGGCUUUUGAAUGUCAUGAAAUUACAGAGCAAUCGGACAAACUUUACCCAUCGGAAAUAUUCGUAGUUGUAAUUAUUUUGUUUUAUAGAGAACUAAUUUACUUAUUAGUUGAAAACCAAUUGAUCGAUAAUGUGUCAAGUGAAAUUAUCUGUUUGUCUUUGACAAUUUGUAACAUAUACUUCGUCACUUAGAUAAUAAUUAAAUAACUCCUAAUCUAAACAAAUACUCAUUAACUAAGUAUAAUUAAUGCAUUUGUUGUAAAAAGUUUUAUAAUACGACAGUAACAGCAGUAAUAACUGUAUCAUACCAUACAUUUUGGUUAUUGAGUUGUUGUUUUGCAAGUAUUUCAUCUCUUACAGUAUUUAAAUGUAUAUUUUUAAUUGUUUAAUUGAUUUACCUUGAUGGGCAAAGUAUAACCUAUGAAACAUAUCAAUUGUAUACGAAUAUUUCCAAUAUGUAAGGAUUUCAUCAGAUCUGUAUUAAAACUAUAUUUUUUUAAAUUUAAUAUUUAUUAGGGAUUCCCCUAUAAAGUAUUGAAACAUUUAUUUCACGCCAGUUUUUUUUUUCUGUAAUAUUAAUAAUUUGAUUAAAAUUUUAUUAUCUAAUUUUGAAUGAUAUAAUUAAUUUUGUUUAGUUAAUUUAUUGAAAGACAAGCGCCACGAGAUACCGGAUCAAAUGUGUUACUUGCAAUAUAAAUUUAAUCUAAUACAAUAAUAUUAAUUCUAUGAUAAUAAUAUUAAUUAAAUCAUUUUAUAAUAAUUGUUUUGAAUAUAAUACAUUUUUUUUUGAAAAUAUAAUCAUAUAAUCCAAUGUAUAAUCAAUGGCCAGGAAUUUUAUCAUUUAACAAUUUGAAAUAUAGUCGCAUAAGAUAAUUGUAUGUCUAUAAUGUAUUGAAGUAUAUCAGACUUAUUGUAACACCAAAUUAAAACAAUAAUCGAUUUGAUGUUAGAAUUUGCAUAAUCAUUAUCAAGUCAAUCUGAUCUUUGUAUGUCUGCAGGGAAACCAACAUUGCCACUCUCUCAUGCUAUAUUUUACAACUACAGACGCACCCUCGGUGUGUUUGACAUUUUUAGUCUGAUUUGAGUGUAAUGAGUGCGUGAGGUUGUGUUGGUUAGACUUGCUCUAGAUUUUAAGAGGUAACAUUUGUUGUGUAUAUAUAUAUAUUAAAUAAUAUAAACGGUGGAUCGGUGGGCAGUCUCGAGCGCCACCUUGGUACGGUCUCCGACAUUUCGACGGCUACUACCGGAAGCGGACUCCGCGUUAUCUAUUGCUGAUUAAAUAAUUAAACGAAGACUGAAGAAUAGGUAUAGUUUAAUAAUUAUAGUAUUUAAUAACGUCAGUGGAAAGUUAAAAAGGUUAAGACCAAGGUGGCGCUUUGACAUUUUAUCUUUCCACGGGCGGGCGUAGUUAUUCCGUUGCGAGCGUACUUUUUUCCCACCACUGCACUGAGCUUUGAGAUCCGUUUCCAGCGGACUUUCUCCAAUUUUUAUUUGUACUCGACUGCAGUACACCUUUGAGAUUUUGUUAUGAAGACUUAAUCUUAUACAUUUGUUAAAUUAUCUCCUGUAUUUAAAAAAAACCCGUUGAAAUUUUAUUUCAAUAUUUAUUUAUAUACUUAAAAACUAGUGAUGUUGCUCUUAAAUUAUACUCAUAGAAGACGUUUGAUAGGUACUUGUGUAUUGUCAACGUUGUGUCUGAGUCAAUUACAGUGAAAUUGUUAAUACGCGCAGUCGGGUGUUAUUUUUUAUAAUGUCUUCUUGUUUAUUGUCACUAGUUACUAAAAGCGAUGCGUUUACGCCAUCAAUUUACUAUGUAAUUUAGUAUUUAGACUUAAUGUAAUAAUUUCCUUGCUUGCCUAAGUGGCGCCUAGGAAUGAGAGGGUGGAGGUAGCCACAAUCGUACUAUGCGGUUACACAACCACCCGAAUAAUCAAUUUACUCAUUGUUUAUGUAUAUAAAUAAUUAAAUAAUACGUUGAUAAUCAACGAAAUAUCAUCGAUAUAGUUAUAUCGAUUUUUUAAUCGAUUAUCAAUAACGUGGCUCAAUAAUCGAUUUUAUCAGCCGAAAAACUCUCAUGUCUAGGCCCACACCGUACAUAUUAUGUAACGAUCGGUUCUAGUUUAGAAAAUUGGAUGAUGAAUUUGAAACAAAUUAAAUCAAGUUGGUUCAACAAUAAGUUCGAGUUUUAUUUUUUCGUUUAUUCGAACACUUACUGAUAUUAUUGAGGCGCAAGAAAAAUUCGAUUCUAUGUAAUUUUUAUAUCCUGUUUCUCUUAUUUUGCUUUUAUUGUACUAUCAUUUUUAAUAAAAUCAGUUGUUUUCAAGUUA
Messenger RNA from Vanessa tameamea, 6157 nucleotides. RefSeq names its product F-box/WD repeat-containing protein 7 (gene ago). The record is from RefSeq and is a predicted model, not a curated record. Gene Ontology annotation, molecular function: protein binding. NCBI's taxonomy places the organism in Eukaryota, Metazoa, Arthropoda, Insecta, Lepidoptera, Nymphalidae. The transcript has 13 exons. Bases 342 to 2753 code for a protein of 803 amino acids.